Messenger RNA from Sesamum indicum (sesame), 1620 nucleotides. Lineage: Eukaryota; Viridiplantae; Streptophyta; Magnoliopsida; Lamiales; Pedaliaceae. The record is from RefSeq and is a predicted model, not a curated record.
AUGGCGGAAGGAAAUUUGAGCCGUUUAACUGUCUUUGUUACUAGUAGAGCUGUCAAUGAAACUGUCUUUGUUACUAUUGUAUAUGGUGCAUCUGAGGUGAUUGACCGUCCGAUUUUGUGGACUACACUGGAGACACUCGCACAGCAGUGCUCAGACAUCCCGUGGCUGGUGGGAGGGGACUUUAAUGCAGUGCGAGAACUUAAUGAGGUAUGUGGCAUUUCAGGAGAUAUAAGGAUGGCCACAGAAGAAUUUAACACCGGAAUUCUGGAGGCGGGCCUGAUUCCACUUCCAAUGCAAGGUGAAUGGUUCACAUGGCAUAAUUGCAGUACAACCGCGCGGAGUUUAUGGAAGCGGUUGGAUCGGAUCCUUAUUAAUGAUCGUUGGCUGGCAAGGUUCCCUACCUCAUCCUAUCACAGCCUUACACCACGGAUGUCUGACCAUUCGCCACUGGUUCUACAUGGGGAUACACAACAACAUAAUGGAGGAGGUAUGUUUCGAUUUGAUAACUAUCUGGCCCGUUCACCUGAUUUCAUUCCCAAUGUGCAGAACAUUUGGCAUCAUGAGGUUGUUCGUAUACCUAUGUAUGCCGUGACCCGUAAACUGAAGGCAUUUAAACCGGUCUUCCGACUACAGAGGAGGAAUAAGGGGGAUAACGUCCAAUUAGCAAAAAGUUUUCUCGAUGAGGCACAACAAUUGGUGAGCUCUGACAGACAGAAUGAGCUCUACUUACUCCUGGAACAUUGCUGUCGAAUAAUUUAUGCUAAAGCGGCAAAACUCGAACAAAUUAUGUUGCAACAAAGAGCUAAAAUGCAGUGGAUGAAAGAUGGAGACCAAUGUUCCCGGGUUUUCUUACGUAAGAUCGCUCAGAGACGAGUAAUGAGGAGAAUCUUGCAGAUCAAUGAUGAGAAUGGUACCACACACAUGGAUCAAGGAGAGGUCGCCCAUGAGUUUAUCUCAUACUUUCAGAACCUUUUAGGAGGUACCAGACGACAGGUCACAGUGGAUAUUCGAUACCUUAGACCAUGGGCGAGGCACUGUAUUACUGAUGAGGAAGCUAGCCACUUACUGCUACCAUUCUCACCGGAUGAUGUGAAGCAAGCAGUGUUUGAUAUCGCUGAAGACAAAGCGCCGGGACCUGAUGGUUACUCGUCAGGGUAUUUCAAGGCGGCUUGGCCUGUGGUGGGGGAAGAAGUAACGAGGGCGGUUCUGGACUUCUUUACUACGGAAAAACUACUAAAACAGAUCAACUCCACGAUUUUGACACUAAUACCAAAGAGACCGAAUAGCUUGCUAGACAAGAUUAUUAGCCCCUGUCAGACAGCUUUUAUUCCGGGAAGAAGCAUUGGUGACAACAUUAUGCUAGCCCAGGAACUAUUGUCAGGCUAUAACCAGAUGCGCCUACCUCCCAGAUGCGCGCUUAAAGUGGAUAUCAGAAAGGCAUAUGAUACGGUGGAAUGGGACUUCUUGUUAGCAGUUUUGCAGUUAUUCGGAUUCCCAACUAAGUUCACAAGUUGGGAUUUGCAGACGACCUACUACUUUUCUGCAGAGCUGACUUUGACGCCAUCAGAGUAUUCAAGGAGGGAUUGGAAUGGUUUGCGGAAUUGUCGGGCCUUUGGCUGA